UUCAGCUCGAGCAGCCGCCGCCGCAGCUUCGACCGGGCGGAAGUUCGUGAGAGCGGCAGUCGCCAGCGGAAACGGAAGUGCAGAAAGCCCCGAGCGGCUGGCCGUGCAAACUGUUGCUCGUCGGUGUGUGUUGUGCUGUUUGCGGUGGUGUUUGUGCUAGUGAAUGUGAUGGUGAUGGUGUACCAGUAUCGGUGUGCUGAUGUUUGUCGUGGUGGCAUUGUUGCUGUUGGACAAUUAGCCAAGUUGCUAUAACAGACCGAAUUAUCCGACAAAUUUGAUGAAAAUGGUAAACAUUAAACUGUAAUGCGGCACGCGGAGUAAAAUAGUCGUGAAAUGGCCCAGCAACAGCGCAGCUGGGACGAGGGAGCUGUCGGUGGAGGAUCCUAUGGUCAUCCCCACUCCUCGCACCACAAAGUACCUGCUCGAGCUGCCAGCAAUCCGCUGCCCUGUAAAGGGGCCACUCCCAAGCUGCCCAGGCAAUACCAUGGAGGUCCGACGUCGAGCUAUAACUAUGGGGGAUACGAUACCCCGAGGAGUCCCAAGAUCACCACCACAUUUGCCCAAGACAGUUGUGAUGAUGUAAGUAGCUCCACGCCCAGCUCCUAUUAUCAGACGCCCCCAUCGGGAUCGAUAGAUGAUUCGGCAUCUCUGCUCAGUGGACGCACAACUGCCCGCAGUCCCAAGUCGCAGUGCCAGUUCGUCUUUGAUGCAGUGAGUCCCAGUCACGGCAGGAAGUUCGAGUACUAUGAACCCAUCUCACCGGACGAUGGAGCUCUCUACUAUGAUCCUCCCAGUUCGCCGCGACGACAGGGUUCCAAGAAGCUAAUGAGGACAAAGAUCCCAUUGGAUCCAGUUCCCCAGUUGACCACAACAGGCGUGGAUGAGAGCAUGGCGGUGGCUAUGGCCAUGGGCGGAGCAGGAGGUGGAGGUUACGCCCAAGGAGGACCAAGCAAGCGGCAGAGAGAUGAGUGGGAACUACCGGUGAUCAGCAAGAUCGAGGCGAGAAACCUAAGUGCGGCUGCAGGAGCAGGAUCGGCUGGAGGAAGUUAUUAUGGCUUGAAGCGCGACUCGUGCGUCACUGACUGCACGCAGCUGUCUAUGGAAUCCGGCGAGACGGGUACCCAGCAUACCAAUAGCACCAUGGUGACCCACACCACCACCAGCUUUAGCUUUACGGAGCCGGAAAUGGAGCAGGAGGCUGGCCAGCCGCAAUUGCGCCGUCAACGUCGCCAUGCCAUCAACAUCACCUCCAAUCCCGGCUACCAGGUUCUCCACAGCUCUCACUCUACGCUGGAUCGUACCUGUUCCGAUAGCGUGGUCUCACUUCGCUACCGCAAAUCCACCAGUGACCUGACCCAAGAUGCUGACCACGAGCUAAGUGGCUGCAAGCCCAACAAGCCGAAGACCCAUGUGGAGCAUAAACCGCGUCGCCGGGGCAGCUCCAAAGGUGGACUGGCCUACUUGGCCAGCCGGCGAAGUUCCCGUGAGUCGAUGAAGAGCGCCUGCUCCAAUGCCUCCAUCGUUUCAAACGACGAUGUUGGACCACUGGCCUUCCAGAGUUCAAAUCGCGGUCGCCAGCGUAGAACAUCGAACUUUCUUGAGUUACCUGUUCCCGACCAUGUGCGUCCGCGAGUCUGUUCCCUUCCAGAGCGACCGUACAAUCCGCGGGCCAGUGAUGACCUGUACCGCCUGCGUCACUUCUCCAUCAGCAAGGGCAACGUGGUCAACUGUGGCGACUCAAUCAUCUCGCGGAGAUCGCGGAGCAACACCAGCGUCAACUCGACGAACAGCCGGGCCAGCGAACGUUCCCCCUUCGAGGGCAGCUGUUGCGGAGCGGGCUAUGCCAAUGUGGACUCAUUGCCGGCGACGCCGGAUGACUCGGAGAACCUGGAUCCACCUCCGCCCGCCCGCUACCGCGUCGUGAUGCUGGGCGAUGCCGGCGUGGGCAAAACGGCGCUGGUCAAUCAGUUCAUGACGUCGGAGUACAUGCACACCUAUGACGCUAGCCUGGUUUUAGACGACGAGUUCGGCGAGAAGACGGUGAGCGUGCUGCUGGACGAUGAGGAGUCGGACAUGGUCUUCAUUGACCAUCCCAGCGUUGAGAUGAGCGUGGAGAACUCCCUAUCCACAUAUGAGCCACAUGGCUGCGUCGUGGUCUUCUCGGUGGUGGAUCGCAGCUCCUUCCGCGUGGCCGAGGAAAUCAUCAAUUACCUGUGGCAGGAGAACUACACCAAGGACAAGGCUGUCAUCCUGGUGGGCAACAAGGCGGAUCUGGCCCGCGCCCGGCUUAUCACAUCACAGGAGGGCAAAGCCCUGGCCGCCUCACGCGAUGCCAAAUUUAUUGAGACGUCCAGCGGCAUACAGCACAACGUCGAUGAGCUGCUCGUCGGCAUAUUGAAGCAGAUGCGGCUGAAAGAGAAGCGGGAGAAGAAGGCCACCGCCUCGAAGAUGAAGACAUCCCGCACCCACAUAUCGCUGCACUUGGCCAAAGAACUGCUGCAGAAGAUCUGCCUCAGCGACAUCUCCAAGUCGAAGAGCUGCGAGAAUCUGCAUGUGCUAUAAAGAUAUACCCCAGGCGAACCCAAUCACAUGUGCUGAGCCAACCUCGAUGUCUUCGUUUUAUCGCCCGGCAUUCCUGGGCGAAAUUAUGCCACAAAACUGUAUACAAAAGAGAAUUUUAUCAAAAGCGGCUGCGGGGCGAAAUAUUCCAAAUGCCAUUCAGAUGGGACCGCAGAAAACGGGCGGAGGGAUGUGUUCAUCUCCUUUGUUGCGCUCCGUUUAUUAAAAGUUUAAUGCCGGGUCUUGCUUUUCGGCAAGUCAUUGGCUGUGGUCAGGCCUCCAGAUUCGGCGAUAGUCGGCUUGUUUAUGGCGGAUGUUUUGGAUCGGCUUAUCGGAGCCAGACGCUCCUCCAAAUGGGUGACACAGGUCACGAUUGAUAAGCCACGAUCCAAUGAUCCAUUGAUCCAGCGAGGCGUGUGCAACCUCCAAGUGGGCGAGGCCAUAGAACUAUUUAUUUAUAGGUGUACUUUUUAAUGCGUACUUGCAUAUACAUACAUAUAUGUGUUCCAAUGCGAAAAACUUCAAUUCCAAUAAUGCGCUGUCAAUUGAAACGCUUGAGGAGCAGUUCCCAAAGGACGAGAGAAACUUUAUAGAUGUUGAUUUAUGUAUACACAUAGUGGCCAUAAGCAGCAUAUACAUAUACACGUGACCUCUAUCGGAUAAGUAUAUUGUCUAGGCUAGGGUUACUAAACUAAACGCUCCACCUGCUUCGCAAAGAAAUUCUUCCAAUUGACGAAUAUCUCAUAUCGGAAUGACUGUUGAAUGUUGACUGUUGUUAGUCUAAGCCAAACAAAAAAAAAAAAAACGUAAAAACAAAGCGAAACUAAAGAGAAUACCAUUUAAUCAAAGUACUUCACUCAGACGUUACUACGAGUAUAUUGAUGUGUAUCUUAACGUGUACCUAUAUUAUACAUUAUAUAUAUAUAUUUAGAGAUAGAUACAUAUACACAUAUAUUUACGACCGUGCUCGGAUGGAACUUCUAACACUUCUGAACUCAUACGCUUAUAUUUGAAAAAUACCUUUUACAAAAUGCGAAAGGCAAGCAAAAGCAAACGUAUCUCUAACUAUUUUCAUACGCAAACUUACACAUUAAAGGGGGAACGCGAGGAUCCGAACGGGAGUGGGAUUGAAGGCCUGGCCACCGGGCUCGUCCAAAGUCGAGCACUCGACAGCUGUGCACUCAUGUUUGCUCUACCCCUUUCCUUCCGCUUCACAUCCUUCACGUCCGCCUUUCUGUCGAGUGCACUUUAUCAUUUUUAACAUUUAGCAAACAAAACAGAAAGUUGCUCCGGCGAAAGUUUUAAUUUGCAACGCUACGCAACGCAAUGCAAAAAGCCUGGCUGGCUGGCGAAAUUUCGAAUAUUUCGCAGCCGCACUGUGGCAAUCUGCAUCGCGCAUACGCCGCGUGCGCCAGGGUCGGGGCUAAAUUGAUUUGCUAAUCAAAUUGCUGAGGAAUCCACAAUCGAAUCAAAGCCAGCUAUGAACUCCCACCGAAUUUAUUGUGAAAUGCCAUUUGAAAGCGAUGAAAUUGUACCGCUACCACUUAACCAUGACAAUUGGCUUAAAGCGUAGCUAUAUAGAUAUCCAACCAAAAACCUAUAUAUAUUAAUAUAUGUAUAUGUGUAAAGAUCGAUGUAUAUUUAUAUUUUUCCAAACAAAGACAAAGCAAAGCAGCGCUGUACAACUGAAGGGAACCCUCAACGGAGAAUCAUUUUUGUGUUGCAUGGUAUAAUCCACAAUUGUACGCUUUUGCCCGUCACCGAGAUGAGGCUGCAGAAAAGCAAAUUAAUUAGAGUACACGGAGAUAAAAUCCGAUUACUUGUUUGGUGUAUAAAACUUUCCCCCAACCUCCACCUCCGCCUCCCUCUCCAUCCUGUCUCCCCUUCCCCUCGACUCGAUCUCUUCAUUCGAUAAAUAAAGGACAAGGACGCUCUGUAA
Messenger RNA from Drosophila simulans, 4498 nucleotides. RefSeq lists its product as uncharacterized. Gene Ontology annotation, molecular function: GTP binding; calcium channel regulator activity; GTPase activity. Lineage: Eukaryota; Metazoa; Arthropoda; Insecta; Diptera; Drosophilidae. Gene Ontology annotation, cellular component: plasma membrane. The transcript is spliced from 7 exons. Bases 334 to 2562 code for a protein of 742 amino acids. The record is from RefSeq and is a predicted model, not a curated record.